Messenger RNA from Eutrema salsugineum, 2381 nucleotides. RefSeq names its product polyadenylate-binding protein 2. Gene Ontology annotation, molecular function: RNA binding. The record is from RefSeq and is a predicted model, not a curated record. The coding region runs from base 324 to 2198 and encodes 624 amino acids. Gene Ontology annotation, cellular component: ribonucleoprotein complex. Lineage: Eukaryota; Viridiplantae; Streptophyta; Magnoliopsida; Brassicales; Brassicaceae. The transcript has 9 exons.
AAUGCUUCUCUUUCAUCUUUCGCACUUCGUUUCGCCUAGAAUCUCUCGCCCCAAUAUUUUCUCUAUCUCACUCGCCGUCGCAGGCUUCGCCGCCGGCAAGCUCUUACCCAUUUCCUCUUCCCUCUCCUCUGAUAUCAACAGAAAAAGAUAAAAAAUUCGCUUAGCUUUUGUUUGAUUUUGCCUUCCGCUUCAUUUUUCCUUUUAUAGCCUGUUCUUUCGAUUAUAGGGUUUUCGAUUUGGUUUCAGUCUAAUAACGAGAGGGGAGGGAAGAGUUAUUAAAAUCCCAAAAAAAGUCAAAAAAGUUUCAAAAAUCCAAAAAGAGAAUGGCGCAGGUUCAACUUCAGGGUCAGACUGCGAAUGGCUCGAGUGUGGCUAUCACCUCUCCGCCGGCGCCGGCAGCGGGAGCAACGGCCACCCAGUUCGGCACGACGUCGCUCUAUGUUGGGGAUCUCGAUUUCAAUGUGACCGAUUCGCAGCUUUUCGAUGCGUUUAGCCAAAUGGGUCAAGUUGUCUCGGUUCGAGUCUGUAGGGAUUUGGCCACUCGCAGAUCGCUCGGCUAUGGAUACGUUAACUUCACCAAUCCCCAAGAUGCUGCAAGAGCAAUCCAAGAACUCAAUUACAUACCUCUUUAUGGAAAACCUAUAAGGGUUAUGUAUUCUCAUCGUGACCCUAGCGUUCGCCGAAGCGGCGCUGGGAACAUUUUCAUCAAGAAUUUGGACUUGUCCAUCGACCACAAAGCACUACAUGAUACAUUUUCAACCUUUGGGAACAUUGUGUCCUGCAAGGUGGCUGUGGAUUCUUCAGGCCAAUCAAAAGGCUAUGGGUUUGUGCAAUAUGCUGAUGAAGAUUCUGCCCAGAAAGCUAUAGAGAAACUGAACGGCAUGUUGCUAAAUGACAAGCAAGUGUAUGUGGGUCCUUUUCUGAGGAGACAAGAAAGAGACUCGUCUGCUAACAAAACGAAAUUUACCAAUGUGUACGUGAAGAAUCUGGCGGAGAGUACUACCGAUGAUGAUUUGAAGAACACUUUUAGCGAGUAUGGAAAGAUAACAAGUGCUGUGGUGAUGAAAGAUGGAGAUGGGAAGUCUAAGGGCUUCGGGUUUGUUAACUUUGAAAAUGCUGAUGAUGCUGCUAGGGCUGUGGAGUCUCUCAAUGGGCACAAAUUUGAUGAUAAGGAGUGGUAUGUUGGUAGAGCCCAGAAGAAGUCCGAGAGGGAAACAGAACUAAGGGUCCGUUAUGAACAGAAUUUGAAGGAAGCUGCAGACAAGUUUCAAAGUUCAAACUUGUAUGUGAAGAAUUUGGAUCCUAGCAUUUCUGACGAGAAACUUAAAGAGAUAUUUUCUCCUUUUGGUACCGUUACAUCUUGCAAGGUGAUGCGGGAUCCUAAUGGAAUUAGCAAAGGCUCGGGUUUUGUUGCUUUCUCAACUCCCGAAGAAGCAACUGAAGCUAUGUCACAGUUGAGUGGUAAAAUGAUUGAAAGCAAGCCACUCUAUGUUGCUAUUGCACAGCGGAAGGAAGACAGAAGGGUUAGACUACAGGCUCAGUUUGCCCAAGUGAGGCCAGUUGCAAUGCCGCCAUCUGCUGGUCCUCGCAUGCCAAUAUUUCCCCCGGGUGGUCCUGGUGUUGGACAACAAAUGUUUUAUGGUCAGGCCCCACCUAACAUGAUUCCUCCCCAGCCCGGGUAUGGGUACCAACAGCAGCUUGUUCCUGGAAUGAGACCUGGUGGGGGGCCUGUACCCAAUUUCUUCAUGCCAAUGGUUCAGAAUCAGCAGCAGCGUCCUGGAGGAGGAAGACGCCCUGGAGGGAUCCAACAGUCCCAGCAGCAAGUUCCCAUGAUGCAGCACCAGAUGCAUCCAAGGGGUAGGAUGUUCCGGUAUCCUCAAGGGCGUGGUAGUGGUGGUGAUGUGCCUCCAUAUGACGUGCCAUUGCCUAUUGGAGCUUUGGCUUCAAAUCUGGCUAAUGCUUCUCCAGAGCAGCAGAGGACGAUGCUGGGUGAGAAUCUGUACCCGUUGGUGGAGCAGCUGGAGGCAGAGUCUGCAGCCAAAGUGACAGGGAUGCUUUUGGAGAUGGACCAGACUGAAGUUCUCCAUCUGUUGGAGUCACCAGAAGCACUCAAGGCCAAAGUUGCAGAGGCUAUGGAUGUUCUCAGGAGCGUUGCUGCUGGUGGUGCAGCCGAGCAGCUCGCGUCCUUGAACCUCUAACUUGUUUCUUCCGUUUGAUCUUUGCCUUAUGUUUCUCCCAUACAAUCACAAGUGAAGUUGUUUCUUCUCUUUAUUCGUUUUCUACUCCCUGGGAAUUUGGAUUCCUCAUAACUACUUUGUGUGGUUUUAAACGUUUUUUUUAAAUUCAAAAUUGGAGAAACGUAUCUGCUUUGUUUUGCUUAA